CGCGACAAUAUCAUUGCCAACAUGACUAGCCUCAAGAGGUCGUUGGCGUCGGAUCCAUAUGGCUCGAAUAUUUCAAACAAGGUCUUUGUGAGAUCAACAAAGAGCGGAAAGGUCCAGAAGAUUGUUCGCGAACUAUACUUGCGUCAAGAUAUACCCUGCUCGUCGAAAUUAUGUACGGGCUGCUUAGAAACUGCCCCACGAGAUGCCGGCGGCAACGCUGCUCCAUUUGUUCUUUCCGAGAAGCCGGCAGGCACAAAAGCAUUCCCCCAGGGGCACUACCUGGUCCCUGAUACAAACGCCCUCCUCAACGCCACCGACUUGUUCGAGCAGACAUCGGCAUUUUACGACGUCAUUAUCCUCCAGACUGUCCUGGAGGAACUCAAGAACCGAUCCCUGCCACUCUACAACCGACUCAUUGGACUGACAAACAGCGAAGACAAGCGAUUCUACGUCUUCUUCAACGAUUUUAGACUGGAGACAUACAUCACCAGAGGCGUGGGCGAGACAAUCAAUGACCGAAACGACAGAUCCGUACGGAAGGCGGUGCAAUGGUACGGCGAACAUCUGACCAAGACUGUCAAGGAGGCAGGAGGAAAACCGAAGCAGGUGCCAGCUGUGGUCAUGCUGAGCGACGACAAGGAAAAUUUGCGGUUGGCUAAGGCCGAGGGCUUACAUGCUGUUUCAUUGAAGGAAUAUGUUGGGUCUCUGGAGGAUGCUGAUAGGCUCUUGGACAUGAUCAGUGCCUCCCAAGAAAGCCGGGAGGCGAGGGAUGCGAAAACUGCGGUGAACAUUUAUCCGGAGUAUUACACAGUUUCGAAGAUGAUGACCGGGGUAAAGGACGGAACGCUACACCAAGGCGUCUUCAACAUCUCUCCUUACAACUACCUCGAAGGCUCAAUAAAAGUCCCAUCAUUCGACAAACCAUUGCUCGUUCUCGGGCGCGAUAGUAUCAACAGAGGUGUACACGGUGACGUUGUGGUCGUGGAAGUUCUUCCCAAGGAUCAGUGGAAAGAGCCAUCAUCCAAGAUUAUCGAAGAGGAGAUCUUGAAUAAGAACGAAAAUGCCGAUGCAGACGAUGGCGAGGCCCUGGUGACACCACAAGAAAGGCGUGCCCUUCAAGAGGAGGUGAAGAAGACGCACAGCAAGAGCACAGAAGGCCGUCCACAACCGACCGCAAAAGUGGUAGGAGUACUGAAGAGGAACUGGAGACAGUACGUUGGUCAUGUCGACGAAUCCUCGGUCAGUGAUUCUGUGAAGCAGAGCCGGAAACAACAGACCGUCUUUCUCAUCCCUAUGGACAAGAAGAUCCCUAAAAUUAGAGUUCGCACUCGCCAAGCGGGAGAACUUCUUGGGAAACGUAUCCUGGUUACGAUAGACUCUUGGGAUAGGGAGUCACGUUAUCCAGUAGGCCAUUUCGUGAGGUCUCUUGGCGAGCUGGAAACAAAGGGUGCUGAAACCGAGGCUCUUCUACUGGAGUAUGAUAUCCAAUAUCGACCCUUUCCGAAGACGGUCCUCGAUUGCUUGCCCAAGGAAGGGAGUGACUGGAUUGUACCGUCUAGCACAGAAGACCCUGGCUGGAAGGGUAGACAGGACCUGAGAGGUUUACUGAUUUGCAGUAUCGAUCCCGUUGGGUGUCAGGAUAUUGAUGAUGCUCUCCACGCCAGGCCUUUGCCAAACGGAAAUUACGAAGUCGGUGUGCAUAUUGCGGAUGUUUCAAACUUCGUAAAGCCGAACAAUGCAAUGGACAAAGAGGCUAGCAUCAGAGGUACUACUGUCUACCUAGUGGAUAAGCGCAUUGAUAUGUUGCCAAUGCUUCUGGGCACCAACCUGUGUUCUUUGAUGCCAUAUGUUGAGCGCUACGCCUUUUCAGCAGUAUGGGAGAUAACCCCAGAUGCCGACAUUGUCAAGUCAAGCUUUACCAAGUCGGUCAUCAAAUCUAGAGAGGCUUUCAGUUACGAGCAGGCACAGAUCCGCAUUGAUGAUGCGUCGCAACAAGAUGAUCUAACAAAGGGUAUGAGGACACUGCUCAUGCUUUCGAAGAAGCUCAAGCAGAAGAGAAUGGAUGCUGGUGCUCUGAGUUUGUCGUCGCCAGAAGUCAAGGUCCAGAUGGAAUCGGAGACCUCGGACCCCAUUGAUGUCCAGACAAAGCAGCAAUUAGACACAAACUCCCUGGUUGAAGAGUUCAUGUUACUCGCCAACAUCAGUGUCGCUACCAAGAUCCACGAGGCAUACCCACAAACCGCGCUGCUACGCCGCCACGCCGCACCCCCAAAGUCGAAUUUCGAGGAGCUUGCCAACCAGCUGAAGGUCAAGCGUGGCCUUGAGCUCAAGCAUGAGUCUUCCCGAGCUCUCGCGGACUCACUAGAUCUCUGCGUGGAUCCCAAAGAGAAAUUCUUCAACACCCUGGUCCGCAUCAUGGCCACUCGAUGCAUGAUGAGCGCCGAAUACUAUGUAGCCGGUAACUUCGCAUACCCCGAAUUCCGCCAUUACGGUCUCGCUUCAGAGAUCUACACGCAUUUCACCUCCCCCAUUCGUCGUUACGCCGACCUAGUCGCCCACCGAAUGCUCGCCGCAGCAAUCGACUAUGAGCAGUUAGACGCCAGCAUGCGCAGCAAGGGCAAGCUCGACGGCAUCUGUAAGAACAUCAACGUGCGUCACCGCAACGCUCAGCAGGCUGGUCGAGCAUCGAUCGAGUACUACGUCGGCCAGGCUCUCAAGGGACGCAUCAUCGAGGAGGAGGGUUUCGUGAUGAAGGUCUUCUCUAACGGCUUCGUUGUUUUCGUGCCGCGCUUUGGGAUCGAGAGUUUGAUUCGCCUGCGGGAUUUGGCGGAUCCAGAGCCGGAUGCUGCGUUUGAUGCUGAGAAUUAUGUGUUGAAGACGAGUGGGAGUAGAGAGGUUCAGGUGGAGCUGUUUCAGAAGGUGGUUGUGAGGAUUAGCGAUGUUAUGGAGGAGAGUACGAAUAAGAGGAAGGUGAAGUUGGAGCUGGUUAGUGUUGGUGGAAAAUAGAUAGACCUCGUCUUGUAGGUUGGGA
Pseudogymnoascus destructans is the source of this 3031-nucleotide messenger RNA. It is a transcript of the gene DIS3, whose product is annotated as exosome catalytic subunit dis3. Gene Ontology annotation, biological process: rRNA catabolic process. The record is from RefSeq and is a predicted model, not a curated record. The transcript is spliced from 3 exons. Gene Ontology annotation, cellular component: cytoplasmic exosome (RNase complex); nuclear exosome (RNase complex). NCBI's taxonomy places the organism in Eukaryota, Fungi, Ascomycota, Leotiomycetes, Thelebolales, Thelebolaceae. The coding region runs from base 22 to 3006 and encodes 994 amino acids. Gene Ontology annotation, molecular function: 3'-5'-RNA exonuclease activity; endonuclease activity; RNA binding.